Messenger RNA from Drosophila serrata, 1021 nucleotides. Its product is annotated as aprataxin and PNK-like factor. Gene Ontology annotation, cellular component: site of double-strand break; nucleus. Gene Ontology annotation, biological process: double-strand break repair. The record is from RefSeq and is a predicted model, not a curated record. Gene Ontology annotation, molecular function: DNA-(apurinic or apyrimidinic site) endonuclease activity; 3'-5' exonuclease activity. Lineage: Eukaryota; Metazoa; Arthropoda; Insecta; Diptera; Drosophilidae.
UCCAUCUUUAGUUCUUGUGAAAUAAACAAAAUUUUCAACAAAGAAGACGCGCACAUUCCUGUUCGUAUUAAUAAUAUAAUUCAAAAUGAGUGCCAUUGCGGAGACAGAAAACCCCGAUCGAAAUGAACCCGUAAGGGCGGAGGCUAAUGGUUCGGAUGAAGACCAAGCGUCCAAACGAAAGUCACCCCAACAAGACGCUUUUGAAGAAAUCAACCAAAACAAACGCUUGAAACCAGAGAAGUCAGAGCCUGGGGUUUCCAUUAAAACCGAAAGGACUGACGAUAAUCCAGUGGAAGUAAAAACCGAACCGGUAGAUGGGGAUGCAGAGGCAGAGCCAGAGCCUGCUCCUAGUGCGGCGUCCAGCAGGGAUCCUGAAAACGUUCAGGUAAAAGUAGAACCACCUGUAGCAGCGGUGGUUAAAAUUGAACCAACUAAUUCCAAUGGACAAGUCUCCGACGAGUCAACCGUGUCGUCCAGCAGUCUUCGGCCGUCUUGUCGCUUCGGCAUCCGAUGCUACAGGCGCAAUCCGGCACAUCGAAGUGCUGAAGCUCAUCCGGGUGACGCGGACUAUCGCCGACCAAAUUUUCCCGAGCCGCCACUCGGAACACCUGCUUGUCCCUUUGGCAACGCCUGCUAUCGCCGCAAUCCAGUUCACUUCCAGCAACAUUCCCACCCCGCAGAUUUCAAUUCAGCGCAGAAUAUACGCAAUCGUCUGCGCCAACGACGAGCCCAACGGCAGAACGGCAACAGCAGACCCGCUGAUGAGGACGACUUUGGGACGGAAGACGAGGACAGUGACCCAUUUGGAGGCGACAAUGAUGACGAUGCGGACUAUCGUCCAGGCGCAGACAUUGAUGAAGAUGAAGAAGAUGAGCUGGAGUUCGAUAGCCAGCGCAUACACACAGAUGACUAUGACUAGCAGCGUAUCAUCUACUACCACAAUUUUCAGUGUUACUUAUCCUUUCCGUGUAUGAAGUUACUUCCUUAAAAUAUAUAUGUAUAUUCCAUUGUUGUAAGCUUA